CUCCUUUCCCAGUCCAGCCCCACUGCCGGGAAGGGGGAGCUGAUGCAAAAACUCUGGGGAGGCCUGGGGCUUGGAGGCUCACACUGAGCCUAGGCUGAUCUCAGCAGACACGACAGACCCGCAGCAGCUCCAGGAGCCCAGAUACCAGGGGCAGGAGGGAAAGCCCGGGAGCUGCCUGCAGCCAUGUCAGCCCUCGGCCUGGUCACUCUGGGCCUGCUCACAGCAGUGCCCCCCGCCAGCUGUCAACAAGGCCUGGGGAACCUGCAGCCCUGGAUGCAGGGCCUGAUCGCCGUGGCCGUGUUCCUGGUCCUUGUUGCAAUCGCCUUUGCUGUCAACCACUUCUGGUGCCAGGAAGAGCCGGAGCCCAUGAACAUGGUCAUGACCACUGGAAACAAGGCAGAGGGGAUCAUGAUAGGAACGGACGGAAGGUACUCCUCGAUGGUGGCCAGCUUCAGGUCCAGUGAGCACGAGAAUGCCUACGAGAACAUUCCUGAGGAGGAGGGCAGGGUCCGGAGCACCCCCAUGUGACCUCUGCUGGCCUGAGGCCCCAGCCCUGAUCCCAGGGGCCUGUGAUGGAUGCUCAGCUCACCCCCUGGACCCUUUCCUUCUCUGUGUGGGAAUCUACAGUGAGGGGC
Molecule: messenger RNA, 635 nt
Organism: Ceratotherium simum simum (southern white rhinoceros)
Lineage: Eukaryota; Metazoa; Chordata; Mammalia; Perissodactyla; Rhinocerotidae
Gene: PDZK1IP1
Product: PDZK1 interacting protein 1
Source: RefSeq, a predicted model, not a curated record